Messenger RNA from Amaranthus tricolor (Joseph's coat), 3350 nucleotides. Its product is annotated as protein IMPAIRED IN BABA-INDUCED STERILITY 1-like. Gene Ontology annotation, biological process: protein phosphorylation; positive regulation of transcription elongation by RNA polymerase II. Gene Ontology annotation, molecular function: ATP binding; RNA polymerase II CTD heptapeptide repeat kinase activity; cyclin-dependent protein serine/threonine kinase activity. The transcript has 9 exons. Bases 477 to 2531 code for a protein of 684 amino acids. The record is from RefSeq and is a predicted model, not a curated record. NCBI's taxonomy places the organism in Eukaryota, Viridiplantae, Streptophyta, Magnoliopsida, Caryophyllales, Amaranthaceae. Gene Ontology annotation, cellular component: cyclin-dependent protein kinase holoenzyme complex; nucleus.
ACAAUAAAACAAAUCCUCUUUUUGCCGCUAAUGCCGCGAUUUUUCUACGUUAAUUUCACUUUCUAUUAGCCUAUAAUUCCACAUUCAAUUCUUCUUCAUUGUACUCCUUAGCCUCCACCUCCGCAAUUCUCGCUCUAAAACGUUCAAUUUUUCAAGAAAAAUCUAAUCUUUUCCUAAAAAUUAUGUACACCAUUUUUAGUGAAAUAAUUAUUAUGUUGCUUUCACUUAAAAGUUAGCCAACAAAACCAAGAUCACUAUCAUUAAUUCUCCAUAUAUAUAUAUAUAUAAUAAUUAUAAUUCUUACACACUUCCCCAUUUCCAAAUUCCACAUUCCUUUUACUAAUUUCAACCAAACAAUUUUUUUUUUCAUUUCUACGAUCUGGGUUUUCUUCAAUGAUCCCUAGAAUCUCUUGGGUUUUUGUUGUUUUUUAAUUUCAUUUUUAAAAUUUUGAUUUUUGAAAAUUAGGUAUAAAAAAAUGGGUUGUGUGAGCUCUAAGGGUGGAAUGUUAGUGACGCCGGCGUUGGAUUAUUCUGGUGUUUUUAAGGACAAUGUAGUUGUGGGUGGUUCUGGUUGUAGUAAAGUGGGUCCCACUGAGUCAGAUGGUAAUAAAAAGUUUAUAUUGGGUUCCAACAAUGGUGAGUCAGGGCGAGUCAGCUCUACUGGUGGAAGCGAGUCAGUGAGUUUUAGAUUAGGGAAUUUGCAGAAGUAUGUGGAAGGUGAACAAGUGGCUGCAGGUUGGCCAACCUGGUUGAGUGCUGUUGCUGGUGAAGCUAUUCAUGGUUGGUUACCUCUCCGAGUUGAUGCUUUUGAGAAAUUAGAAAAGAUUGGUCAAGGUACAUAUAGUAGCGUUUUUCGAGCACGUGACCUUGAAACCGGGAAGAUAGUGGCUAUGAAGAAGGUUCGAUUCGACAAUUUUGAACCCGAGAGUGUUAGGUUUAUGGCGCGAGAAAUUUUGAUUCUCCGUAGGCUUGAUCAUCCAAAUGUCAUCAAGUUGGAAGGAAUUGUCACAUCUAAAUUAUCAUGCAGCAUAUACCUUGUUUUUGAGUAUAUGGAACAUGAUCUUGCAGGACUAGUUUCUUGUCCAGACAUCAAGUUUACUGAAGCUCAGGUAAAAUGCUAUAUGAAGCAACUAAUAUCAGGAAUCGAGCACUGCCAUUCACGAGGUAUAAUGCAUCGAGAUAUUAAAGGAUCGAAUCUUCUGGUAAAUAAUGACGGAAUUUUGAAGGUUGCUGAUUUCGGUUUGGCCAACUUCUGCAGUACAACACACAAACAUCAACUAACAAGUCGUGUUGUGACUCUGUGGUACCGACCCCCUGAACUCCUUCUGGGGGCAACAGACUAUGGCCCGUCUGUUGACCUCUGGAGUAUUGGUUGUGUAUUUGCUGAAAUUCUCCUGGGGAAGCCUAUCCUUCAAGGAAGAACUGAGGUCGAGCAGCUGCAUAAGAUCUUCAAACUAUGCGGCUCUCCCCCUGACGAAUAUUUGAAGAAAUCGAAACUUCCUCAUGCCACUCUUUUUAAGCCACAGCAACGUUACGAGAGUUCUCUUCUAGAAACUUGUAAAGAUAUGCCUGAAGCCGCAGUGGAGCUUAUUGAAACUUUGCUUUCCGUGGAGCCAUACAAGCGUGGAAGUGCGUCCUCAGCUCUAUGCUCGGAGUACUUCAGCAGUAAACCAUAUGCGUGCGACCCAGCAACUUUGCCUAAAUACCCACCUAACAAAGAAAUUGAUGCAAAAGGCCGCGAAGAAGCAAGAAGAAAGAAAGUCGGUGGAAGAGUCUGUGGGCUUGAAACAGGAAGAAAGACAACAAAGAAACCAACGGAUGUACGCAAACUUGCCCCAGCUGAGGAGCUGCCAUUGCCACCCCAAGUUCAAGAAACACGGAGAGUCAAAAUCAAUGGAAGUUUAGCACUCUUUCAUCCUGAAGAAAACAUAAAAGGAAGGGAACCACCAAAACAAUCAAUUGAUCGACGAGAAGAGGCUUCCGAUUUGAAGAGUACUGCCUCUCAAGAAGACGUACCAUAUUCAGGCCCAUUGCAAGUUUCAGCAUCAAGUGGCUUCGCGUGGGCUAAGAACCGUAGAGAUGAUCUAUUUGUUAGAUCACACCGACGGUCUAGUUCGAAGCUUAGCUUUAAUGGGUUAGAGACCUAUAUAACAUCAAAUGAAAGAAAGGAUUCUGAGUUAAAGAAGCAUGAUAAUGUAGAUAUUUCUCUUGGAGCUCGCGCUGUUUCUAGAGGGCAUGAUUACUAUAAUGCACUUAAGCAUACAGUACGGAGACACUGGAGCCAGUUUGAUCACCCCGACUCUUUUGAUGCCUCGGAUGAGUACCAUUCGCAAGAAUUAUCCUUGGCUCUUUAUCAAAAGGAGAUGGGAAUAAAAAGAAACCACAUGGAUAAAGACGACAAGGUUGAAUUUUCCGGACCAUUGUUAUCUCAGUCACAUCGAGUCGAUGAACUUCUAGAGAGACAUGAACGUCAUAUUCGCCAGGCAGUUCGAAGAUCAUGGUUCCAAAGAGGCAAAAAACAAGGUAAAUGAAGUAUGAACGGAAGUCACAUUCGAUUACCAAAUCAUCCAAUCUCGGGAUGUUGAACGAACAUACUAAUCAAUGCUGGAAGUUACUCUUUGAAUGCACCACUCGAGUGCGCGCAGGACAUUUGCCUUGUUUUUUGAGUUUUAUAUCACGUUGGUGCAGACGAGACUGAACCGAUGUUCUGAUAUCAAAAAUGAUCCGAGUGACGGUGGAAGUGAGCAGAAUUUGGUGGUUAGUACUCUUGCCUUUGUUGUAAACAAAAAUGGCCCUCAAAAAUUUUAGUGUUAGUAAUAGUAGCCUCUUUGAUGUGUUUUUGUCCAAAUAAUCCAUAAGGAGGAAAAAAUAUAGAAGUAGAAGUAUGUAUAAACUAACUUUAUUUUGCACUUUAAAUUUUCUGAAUUUUGGGGAAACAGGAGAUGAAAAUCAUGCUUGAAAUAGAUGUAAAUUUGGUAAUAGCACCGUGAUAAAAGUGAAUUUCAAACAUCUCAUGUAGAAUUGUGUAAUGGGCUUCUUAUUUGUUGGUGAUAGCGAUUUGAUCACUACGACAUUGAAAUUGUACGAUUGUUAUUCCAUAGAUCGAAGUCCUACAAUCGUGAAUUUAGGGGUGGCAAUGGGUCAGACUCGGCUCGGAUUUUACAUACUCCGACUUUGCUCCGGAUUUUAGUCGAACUUUUUUUUUCAGUCCACCUCCACCCGGAGUCGGAUUAUGCAUACUCCAAGUUUGCCCCGACUCGGACUCUCGGACCUCCAACGGAGUCGGAUACGGAGUCGGAUUAUUAUUAAACUUUAUCGUUGUGAUAUUGUACUAAUGAUUUAAAGCAUAC